This is a messenger RNA of Exophiala bonariae, 1692 nucleotides long. RefSeq lists its product as uncharacterized. The record is from RefSeq and is a predicted model, not a curated record. Lineage: Eukaryota; Fungi; Ascomycota; Eurotiomycetes; Chaetothyriales; Herpotrichiellaceae. The transcript is spliced from 2 exons. The coding region runs from base 1 to 1692 and encodes 563 amino acids.
AUGGCUGCUUACGUGGGCUCGUCAGCAGUCAAACUUGCAUGGGUAAAUCACGAUGCACAGAAUAUGAAAGCUGCACCGAAUCGUGUGCAUGUCUUCCAACAUAUACAGGGUUCGUAUCGCAAGUGGAAGAAGCGGCAGGACAACCAGUCAUUGGCCGCCUCAGCCAAAGUGCCUGGCGCAAUUCUCAGAUCCAGUUCGGAUAACGGCCAACAUCCCAUUUGCGAUAACUCGAAAACUCGUAAUGCAAUCCUAUCUACGAGCAUUUCCACGAAUAGUAGUCACCGAUCAAAUCCUUGUCACGGCGUCGUUCGACGGCAGUUUUCGCCCCUGACCAUUCUUCAACAUGGCAACUCUGACCCUUUUAGUGUGUUCUCCGUCGAGAUCACCCCACAAGUGAACUCGAUGCUAUCUUUCUAUAGAACUGACAUACUCACGGCUCUAUGUCACGUGGACUUGACCAACGGGUUUACAAACGAUAUCGUUGACAAAACAUGGCAGACCCAAGUCGAGAGCCUCAAGGAUCCAGGGCAUAGUUAUGCACUCGUUGCUUCCGCUGCGGCUGUUGCUUCCAGAACUGCCACUACAUCUCACUAUCUCGAUUAUGCAGCCGCUUGCCGCUUAAAAAGCAUCCAUUACUUGAAAGGUAAACUGGCUGCGCCUGAUAGCUUCCUGAACUUCGCAUCGAUGGAGCACAUCAAUAGCGCUUGCGAAGCAGAGAUAUACGUCGGCAACAUGACGGGGGCUCGGGCCCAUAUGCGUUGGUUAAGGCGUCAAUUCGAGAAAUUUCUCGAGCGCGAACCCCUGAAUCGGAUGAUGCUGGUCCAAUUGGCCAAUGAUUUCUACCUUGAUGUACAAAUUGCUAUGACAACCAUGCAGAGAACCUCAUUUGAUGUCCACAAUUGGGUGCCACGGGCCACGGCUGAUGCCAUGAAGUUUGCGUCGCAAUGCCUACCAGCUUUCAUGCAAGAAGUCUCAGAGGAAUUCAACGCCGCCAUCGAUAGUGAAUUACAGCGAUUGUUACUCGAUAGGCGCAAAGCUGGAAAGCUAUGGCUGGAGAAGUCUGAUGAACCAGUGCUCCAGCCGGAGUUAGUUUACUUUCAUGCUCUUAUGAUCGGCGGACUCCACUUUGGUCGAAUGCUUGACAGAUACUUGACUUAUCAAACCAUGGAUGCAUCAGCAGAACAUUCCCUCACACAGAUCCACCUGCAGCAACACUUGUCCCUGAGUGUUCUCUAUUGGAUGUACUUGUGUGGCAGAGAGGUGCAUUUGCACGAGCGACUUCUGUUCGACGGAACGAGUCUGUUGCUCCAACAUCUCCGGGACAGUGUGGCAUCGGCGAGUCGGCAUCUCACAAGUGAAGAAUGUACUACCGAAUACAAUGAGACCAAACUAUAUGCGCUGUACACCGGGGCCUUUUCCGAGCACCGUCAGCGCACCCUCAAUCCUGAACCCGCACGAGCUUGGUUCAACGAGCAACUUGCGCAGCAUGCGAUUAGUAUGGGCAAACGUACCUGGCCGGAGGUUGAGGCUGUAGUGGCAACAUUUCUAUACUAUUCACCACUCGAACCAUCUGGUAGCCAAUGGUUCCAGAACUCCAUCGAUAUUCACCUCGAAAGCAGAGUUGAAAACAAGCCGGAGGAUCAAUCCUUCCAAGGGCCACUCAAUCCGGAGGUUCAUGUUUUGACCAAGUGA